Molecule: messenger RNA, 822 nt
Organism: Clunio marinus
Lineage: Eukaryota; Metazoa; Arthropoda; Insecta; Diptera; Chironomidae
Source: the annotation of a GenBank genome assembly
AUGAAGAUUUAUUCAGGAACGCUACCGAAAGAGAAUUUGAAAGAAUAUUUGCGUUUUAUCACAACGUAUGUCAUAGUUAUGGUGGGUGUGAUGGCACCUAUUGGCUUUCCUAUGAUCCAAUUCUUAAUCAACGGAACAAUAAGCUUUCAGAUCAACCAUUGGACUCCCUACGAUUCCCACGCACCCGAAAAUUUCCUUCCCACUUCAUUAUUUUUAUUUUUGUUUGCUAUUUACACUAUAAUUUACAUGAUGGGAACAGAUUCAUUACUCUAUGCAUUGAUGACAGUUGUUGCUAUGGAAUUCAACAUUUUGAAGAUUGAUUUCACUCAAUUAAAGUUUUUAACGGAUGAUGAAAGAAAUAAGAAAAUUAACGAGUUGAUUGCAACACACAACAAAUUGUUGGAACUUGCUGACGAUCUUCAAUCAAUUUAUGGAUUCUUUCUUUUAUACAAUUUCUUAACAAGUUCAUUGAUGAUGUGCUUUUUAGCUUUCCAAAUAUCUACAGGUGGUGAUAUCGGUUUUUACGCUUCAACAAUAGCAAUGGUGGGAGGUCAAGUUCUGUUGCUUUGUUUCUAUGGACAGAAAAUAUUGGAUUCAAGUUCAGAUGUUGCCAGUGGUGUUUAUGAAUGUGGUUGGGAAGAAUUUAAGGACAAGUCACUGAAAAAGAAAUUGCUGUUGGUUAUGAUGAGAGCGCAGAAUAGCAAGAAACUCACAGCAAUGGGAUUCGUAGACAUUUCAUUGCCAACUUUUACAACUAAAGAAGCUUUGAAUAGUACAAAACAACAACAUUUCAUCAUUUUUUUUAUUUCAUUUUUAACUUAA